GCCCAGGCUGUGCCUCUCCAGGGCUGGAAACCUUGGCAGAAGGGAUUCAGCUCGCAGGACUAGGAGAAGGAGCCCGAUCUCCUGGACUGCUUCCCCUGGACCACUUCUGGGGAUCCCUUCCUUGGAGAGAUGGAGCUGACACCCCCAGGAAAGCUCAUCCUCCUCCUUGCCCUUUGCUUUCUUGCAGAGCCUGGGACUGUCCACUCCGGCUCCCCUGUUUCACUGGAUCCACCAUUACUUAGCACUCAAAAACCUCUUAUUACUAUUGCUGAAAAUGAUACACUACAGAUUACUUGCAGUGGUGAAAGAGCCUUGGAAUGGCUUUGGCCUAACAAUCAAACAAGUUUUGAAAAUCGUGUGACAGUGACUGACUGUACAGACAAUGUCUACUGUAAAAUCCUUACACUAACUCAAGUAAAAGGCAAUGACACGGGGGCCUACAAGUGCUUUUACCAAGACAACCAUACAGUGUCAAGUGUUUAUAUUUAUGUACAAGAUUUUACAGACCUUCCAGAUUAUCGAUCUCCAUUUGUGACAUCAGCUAGUGAACAACUGGGUGCUAUCUAUAUAACUGGAAACAAAACUGUGGUGAUACCCUGCCUCGGGUCCACAUCAAAUCUGAAUGUUUCACUCUAUACGAAGUAUCCAGACAAAGUGUUCGUGCCUGAUGGUAAAGCGAUAACCUGGGAUAGUCAGAAAGGUUUCACCAUUCCCACCAGCUUGGUCAGCGAUGUUGGCAUCGUCUACUGCAAAGCUAAGAUUGAUGGUGAAAGUUACCAAUCUCGGAUGUAUAUUGUGGUGAUUUUAGGAUAUAAAAUCCAUGAUCUCGCAAUGAGCCCGUCGCACAAUGUAGAGCUGGCAGCAGGAGAGAAAUUGGCUCUCAAUUGUACUGUAAGGACCGAGCUGAAUGUGGGGAUUGUGUUUGAAUGGGACUACCCAUCGAAGAAGGCAUCAGCAAGCAAGAAAAAGCAUGUUACAAUCAGGGAUGGAGUGACAUUGCCUAGUAAAGAAGUGAAGAAGUUUGUCAGCACUCUCAUCAUAGACCAUGUGAACUUAAAUGAUAGAGGUCAAUACAGGUGCACAGCCUCCAGCAGUCAAAUGACUAAGAAAAAUAGUAUCAAUGUUAUAAUUUAUGAAAAGCCUUUCUUAUCUUUUGGAAGAAUGCCAUCUUUGGUGGAGACAAAAGUGAGUGAACCAGCUAAAAUUCCUGUGAUUUUCAGAGGUUAUCCAUCUCCAGAUGCAAAAUGGUAUAAAAAUGGAAAACCCAUAGUUGCAAGUCGUAGCAUUAAACUUGGUUACUCCUUGAUGAUUAUUGAAACAAAUGAAAGAGAUGCUGGGAAUUAUACUGUCGUGAUGACCAAUCCCAUAAGCAAAGAGCAGAAAAGGCAUACAUUCCAUCUGGUUGUGAACGUUCCACCUCAGAUUGGAGAGAAUGCUCUUUUGGCUCCUGUCGAUUCUUAUAAGUAUGGCUCUACUGAAAUCCUAACAUGUACAAUAUAUGCUAUUCCAGCAGUGGCCAAGAUUCAGUGGUAUUGGCAGUUUGAGGAAGAAUGUACUUUCAACCCUCACCAGGCUGGAUUGGGAAACAAUCCUUAUUCCUGUAAGAAAUGGAAAGAUAUAACUGACAGAAGAGGUGGGAAUCAAAUUGAAAUAAUGAAAAUUCAGUCUGUUGUUAUUGCUGGGAAAAGGAAGACCGUAAGCACUCUCAUCAUUCAAGCAGCAAAUGUGUCUGCUUUGUACAAAUGUGUGGCUAGCAAUAAAGCUGGAGAAGGCGAGAGGGUGAUCUCCUUUCACGUUACCAGAGGCCUUGAAAUUAAUCUUCAGCCUCAAAGCCAACCUACUGAGAAGCACAAUGUCUCCUUGCAGUGCACAGCAGACAGGCUUACUUUUGAAAACUUGACCUGGUUUAAGCUGAGCCCUCGUGCCUCGAUGACAAGACUUGGCAGGUUGCCCAUGCCCAUUUGCAAAAACCUGGAAACUCUUCAGAGGCUUAAUGCCAUGGCUGCAAGUGCCAAUGGGGAAAAUGUUACCAGGGAACUCCUUCUCCAGAACAUUUCCCUUCAAGAUAGUGGGGAUUACGUAUGCGUCGCACAGGACAAAAAGACCAAAUUGCGACACUGCCUUGUCAAACACCUCACUAUUCAAGAACCAGUGGCACCCAGCAUUAUGGGGAACCUUGAGAAUCAAACAACAUAUAUCGGUGAAACAAUAGAAGUAUCAUGUGUAGCAAAUGGAAUCCCUUCUCCACUCAUCAAGUGGUUUAAAAACAACGAAUCUCUUGUUGAAGAUUCAGGUAUUGUUUUGAAAGAUGGAAACAGAAAUCUCACCAUCCGAAGGGUAAGGAAGGAAGAUGAAGGGAUCUACACCUGCCAUGCCUGCAAUGUUCUGGGCUGUACAAAAGCAGCAGCAUUUUUUGAAGUGGAAGGGACUGAUGAGAAAACGAAUCUUGAGCUCAUUAUUCUGGUUGGAACAGCAGUAAUUGCCAUGUUCUUCUGGUUACUCCUUGUCAUCAUUCUGCGGACCGUUAAACGGGCCAAUGGCGGAGAACUAAAAACUGGCUAUCUGUCCAUCAUCAUGGAUCCAGAUGAAGUUCCUAUGGAUGAGCAGUGUGAACGUCUUCCUUAUGAUGCCAGCAAGUGGGAGUUCCCCAGGGAGAGGCUCAAACUAGGUAAGCCACUUGGGCGGGGAGCAUUUGGCCAAGUCAUUGAAGCCGAUGCCUUUGGAAUAGACAAAGCUACAACUUGCCGUACUGUUGCUGUCAAAAUGCUCAAAGAUGGUGCAACACACAGUGAACACAGGGCACUGAUGUCUGAGCUGAAAAUUCUCAUUCACAUUGGUCAUCAUCUCAACGUGGUUAAUUUACUUGGAGCCUGCACAAAACCAGGAGGUCCACUCAUGGUGAUUGUGGAGUACUGCAAAUUUGGAAAUCUUUCAGUGUACUUAAGAAGCAAACGAAGUGAUUUUAUUCCAUAUAAGGCUAAAAGUGCUAGGUUUAGGCAGGAAUUUGGGGAGGACUUGAAGAAACGCUUGGACAGCAUCACGAGUAGCCAAAGUUCAGCAAGUUCUGGGUUUGGAGAGGAGAGAUCCCUCAGUGAUGUGGAAGAGGGGGAAGUAACAUCUGACGAUCCUUACAAAAAUGCUCUCACCUUGGAGGACCUCAUCUGCUACAGCUUCCAGGUGGCCCGAGGAAUGGAAUUCCUGGCCUCACGGAAAUGCAUCCACCGAGACUUGGCAGCUCGAAAUAUCCUCUUAUCAGAGAACAAUGUGGUCAAAAUUUGUGAUUUUGGAUUGGCUCGGGAUAUCUACAAAGAUCCUGACUAUGUCAGGAAAGGAGAUGCUAGGUUACCCCUGAAAUGGAUGGCACCAGAAACUAUUUUUGACAGAGUGUACACAAUUCAAAGUGAUGUGUGGUCCUUUGGUGUAUUGCUAUGGGAGAUAUUUUCCUUAGGAGCCUCACCAUAUCCUGGUGUAAAAAUUGAUGAGGAAUUCUGUAGAAGACUGAAAGAGGGGACACGAAUGAGGCCUCCUGAUUAUACCACACCUGAAAUGUAUCGGACGAUGCUAGACUGCUGGCAUGGGGAACCGAAACAAAGACCAACUUUCUCAGAUUUGGUGGAUCACCUGGGAAACUUAUUGCAAGCAAGUGUUCAUCAGGAUGGAAAGGACUAUGUUGACCUCCCCCAAAUGGCACUGAUGAACAUUGAAGAGGAUUCAGGACUGUCACUGCCAACAUCACCUGUUUCUUGUAGAGAAGAAGAGGAAGUGUGUGAUCCUCAGUUCCAUUAUGACAGCACACUGGAAAUGAGUCAGCAUAGAAAAGGCAGUAAAAGAAAAAGCCGUCCUGCGAGCGUAAAAACCUUUGAAUCUGUGCCUGUAGAACAAACAGUAAAAGUGAUUCAAGAGGAAAAUCAGACAGACAGUGGGAUGAUUCUUGCUUCUGAAGAGCUAAAGACACUAGAAGAGAAAUCUAAACAACUGGCAUUGCCCUUGAGUGGACUUGUCUCCAGUAAAAGUAAGGAGUCUGUCAUGUCUGAAGCUUCAAAUCCAACCAGUGGCUACCAGUCAGGCUAUCACUCAGAUGACAUGGAUACCACAGUUUACUCUGGUGAAGAAAUGGAACUUUUACCUCUCAGGGAAGAUGUUUCUCAGACUUGCUGUACACUGGCGUAUGACCCUGCAAUACCUCUCAGCUCACCUCCUGUUUAAGGAAUCUCCCAAGUAAGUCAUAACUGGAACUUGCAGCAUCCACUGCCUUUAUAAAAUACAUUUUAAAAAAAACAGCACUAGCUACAUCCAAUGGCUAUAACCUUUGCAUUCCUGGGUUUGUUUUAAAAAAAAAGUUCCCUGCAUCUUCUUUGAUAAGAUCGACCCAAAAUGCAACAUGGAAUAUUGGAUCCAGCGUCUUCAUUUGAAAGGACUUUAAAACCUAUCAGACAUCACCAAGCACUGCUAAGAGGGGUUUGACUGUAACUACUGAUGUGAUUUGAUUACAAACACAGUAUUGCAGACUUAUAGAGAUACAUGAAAUAUUAUGCUGACAACAUAUUUCUGUGAAACUGUGUGAAGAUGGAAGAAAGUUCAGUGAGAAUCCUUUGGAUUUUUCAGUUAUGUCAGCAGUUGAGUUUCAGCUGUGCCUUUGUAGUGCCUUCCAAAAGAUGUUGGCAGUACAGUUUGCUGGCUUUGCAGAAUUCCCUUUUGCUUACACCUCUAAAGGAACUCAGUUUGCCAGAUAAAGCAAAUGGAUGAAUAAUGUUGAACUAUACGUGUGAACACUGGUGAAAAGCGGACUUAUCCCUCUUUUUAAAAGAGGUUGCAUUUUGGCUGUGCAAGGCUUAAUCAGCUGAAGUUCUUCCUUCAAUGGAUAUUUCCUACUGACAAUAAUAAUCAAGUCUUGCCUUGGUCCAUAUAUACAAAAAUGGCUGAAUGAUUCAGGAGUUUUACUUUCUAUUUUUGGUGAUGUUGGCUUUACAUGAUGAUCAUUGGAAGGUUUGAAGUUUUUUAGAGCUUGGACCAUUGUAGAGCUUGGAAUUAGUUACAAAUAAUUUGUAUUGAAUUACUUGUAAUGGAUCACUUUUCACAAUAACUAAGGCCUAAUUAAGUUAUGUUAUGAUUGUAACUUAAAGUGGGAUAAUUUCUAUUCUUUUAACUGUAAUUGUAUUUUUGUAGUUACUGGGGUGUGGCCUCACUACUAAGGUAUGGGUUAACUACAGGCCAGAGGCUUGUAGCGUUUAGAUUAAAAACAACUAAAGGGAGCUACUUUAGUUACUUUUAAAUAACAAGCAGGUAAUGUUGUUUUUUUAAAAAAAUGUUAAUGUAACUAACUUUUUUUGUCUCAGAACUGUAUCUAGUUAUUUGUAAAAAGUGACAUGUCAAAUCCUCGUUCCUCUGGAAAUCCAGGCAUCUUCCUAGGAAAGAACAAAUACCCAGAUGUAUUGUGCAUGCAACUUUGCAAACAAUGUUGACAAAAUUACAUAAGCUGCUGAGAUUCUAUGGCUGAUGCUUUUCAGUAAAGAAAUUGUGUGGCCAUUUUUUAUGUUUUUCUUUCCCAGACUUCUAACAAUGUAAAGAUUUUUUUUAAAAAAAAAACUGUUGUUAAACCUAUUUUGACUGCUGUUCCUUUUGUAUUUUUGAAGAAUUUUUUAUUCAUUGUUUUGUAUUUUGUACAAUAUUUCAACAGGGAACUCAUGAAUUAACAAAAAUGGCACAUAUAGUAUUUAUAGUCUGGGUGUGUAGAAAUAAAUGUAAUAUAUUAUUAAAAAUAAAUAUAUAUUAUAUACAAAGAAAAUGCA
Molecule: messenger RNA, 5789 nt
Organism: Sceloporus undulatus (fence lizard)
Lineage: Eukaryota; Metazoa; Chordata; Lepidosauria; Squamata; Phrynosomatidae
Gene: KDR
Product: kinase insert domain receptor
Exons: 30
Coding region: 130-4206 (1358 amino acids)
Biological process (GO): protein phosphorylation; positive regulation of angiogenesis; endothelial cell differentiation
Cellular component (GO): membrane; signaling receptor complex
Molecular function (GO): vascular endothelial growth factor receptor activity; ATP binding; growth factor binding
Source: RefSeq, a predicted model, not a curated record